Molecule: messenger RNA, 2184 nt
Organism: Chlamydomonas reinhardtii
Lineage: Eukaryota; Viridiplantae; Chlorophyta; Chlorophyceae; Chlamydomonadales; Chlamydomonadaceae
Exons: 7
Coding region: 180-1703 (507 amino acids)
Source: RefSeq, a predicted model, not a curated record
GUUAAAGUAUUACUCUCUCUCCAGCGAUUACUGCGUUCGUGUGCAGCAGUGCCACUUCCAGCAGCACCGACGUCGCAAGAAUGCUUCCCCUCUUAACACGUCCCACAACUAGUAUGUGGGGAGAGAGGAGCGUGCUUUCAGUUCCCUCAUCGCCAAGCAGAGCAGCUCGCGAGGAAGCCAUGCCCAGUCCAAAACGUUCAGGACUUGGCUCUGGUCGGCUCAUAGGCGGACAAGCAUCAACCACAUCCCUGGGAAGCCCUGGGGCCGGCACCAGUCAGUUCCAAAUCAACCACGAGAACACCCUCCGGAAGAACCGCAACCACUUCCAGGGCCAGAUUGAGCAGUACUCCAUCGACUACCACAGCUCCCACAACAAGGCGCUGGCAGAGCUGCCUGUGCUGCAAGAGCAGCAUGCAUUGGAGAUUGAGGAGUACCAGAAUGCGAUUGAGGAGACGGUGACGCGGCACCUCGGCCGCAUUGCCCAGCUGCGCCAAGACUACUCGCUGCUGAUCAAGGAGGCCAGCCGCCGGCACAUGGAGCUACAGCAGCGGAGGUUCGCGGGGGCCAGGGUGGACAUCCCGCAGGUGGCGCAGCAGCCCAUCGCCGGCCUACCGGCGCUGUCGGCGCAGCCCCAGAUCGUGGCGCCGUCGGCGGUUCCCAACGGCAGCCUGGCGGCCAGCCGCUCCGGCAAUGUGUCCACCAGCUCCGAGCAGGCCGGCAGCCACGCCAUGGGGCAGGUCAACCCCAACGCCUACCUGAGGACACUGAACAAUGAUGCCGCAGCCGCCAUGUCACAGUACAACACACGGCCGCUACCCGCCACCCCCGGUGGCAUCGCCGCGCUCUCCAUCUCCACGCCCGCCUCGCCACUCACAGCGCGGCUGGCCACGCCCUCCGAAGCCACAGCGCGCAACUCGGACUUUGCGCGGCUGGAGGCGAUGCAUGAGAAAUACAUGGGGCGAACGAAGAGCCAGCACGAGCAGGGCAUCGCCGCGCGCAUCAACGAGGUGUCAAACUGGCAGCAGACAUUCGCCGCCUGCAUGGCCGCGCUGGCGCAGCACCAGUCGUCCGCCCUCGCACACCUGUCCAGCUGCGUGGAGGAGGCCGAGGCGUGGCACGCGCAGCAGCGCGGCGCGCUCAGCGCGGCGCACGACGAGGUCAUGACGGAGGCGGAGCGGCUCAGCCGGCAGCUGGAGGCGGCGCAGACGGCCGCUGCUGCCAAGCUGAACGGGCUGCUAGCGUCCUUCUUGGAGCGGGUGCUGCCGUCGGGCGAGGUGGGGCUGGCGGAGGCGCAGGCGUCGUACACACGCUCCGCUGCCAACCUGCGGAACGAGCACGUGGCUGCACUGGAGGCGGCCGAGGCGGCGCUGCGUGCGCUCGUCCCGCGCCACGCCGCCAUGCGGCAGCACAUGUCCGCCUCCUACUCGUCCGGUCUGGCGUCGCACGAGGCGGCCCUGGCGGCGGCGGGCGGGCACUACGACAGCCGCGGCAUCCCCGAGCUGCGGCGGCAGUACCAGGACGCCGAGUCACGGCACCGCGACACGCUGGCAGCCAUCCGGGCGGAGCACCUGAAGGGGCUGGCGGGCUCGCGGGACGGCUGGAUGGGCGAGGCGGCGGCGCUGCUGGAGGAGUACCGCGCACGCAUGCAGGAGCUCAAGCAGCAGUACAUGCUGGCGUACGAUGUGAACCUGACGGAGGUGUAGGCGCGCACGCGCGUUGCAGCUGGCGUGGGAGGCUGACGUGGUUGAUGUGUUCGAGUGUGAGUGCGGCUGCGCGGUGGCUGGGUGGGUAGGUGGCGUUUGGCAUGUGGUGCUGUCCUCCUGGGCGGCGGGCUGGCAGUGUAGCUGGCUUCACGUGCGGCAGGGUGUGGCAUUUUGUGCGAUGUGAGAAGACUUGAGUGCCUGUGACGUAUGUUGUUGGUGUGGUCAGGGUAUUGCACUAUCGCGGCAGGACGCUUUGGCAGGUUUAGUCGCCUUAAACUUUAGACCCUGCAUGGCUGACCACUCACGCAACCUACAUCAGGUAGGCUGGCAGCCUGGGCUUUGGAGUACGUUUUUGAGCCUUGGGGCUGCGCCUGGGCUGCGUUUAUGCUAACUUGAUUUAUGUGAUUCGAUUAUUAAUGAGAGCCGUUAGAAGACUUUCGCACCGUACGGCAUUGUGCAGUGCCUGUAAGCAACACGCUUC